UUUCUGAUUCUAAAUGUUAAAAAUAAAUAUUAUUUAUGCAAAAAACUUAUACAACCUACUAAAACGGCUUAUAUACUAUAUAAAUAAAUAGGAGGGGCACCAAAAAGUCCAAACUUUCCAAGUGGAGGACGUCAAGGAUUUGUUUCGUUGAAUUGAAAAAUUCUUGCAAGAAUGCUCUUCAGGAGUUUACAAUGUAGCAAACUUCAGGGUCUGAACCUAAGGGGUUUUGCAUCGGUAACUCCUCAAGAAGUACUUAAGCCUGGGGAUGUGUUGAGAAAAGCAAGGGCUUUUACUGAGGAAGAUGUUCUGCAGUACUCCAAGGUGAGUUUUGAUUGUAAUCCUUUGCACCUUGAGUCUGCUGCUGCCAAAGACGUUGGAUUUGAAGGUCCAGUGGUACACGGGAUGCUUGUGUCUUCUCUCUUUCCCCAUAUCAUCUCCACACAUUUUCCUGGAGCUGUGUAUGUAUCUCAAAACUUGAAUUUUAAGUUUCCGGUCUAUAUUGGAGAUCAGAUUAUUGGGGAAGUGCAAGCAACUACUCUUAGAGCAAAUAGAAAUCGAUAUCUUGCAAAAUUUAAGACAAGGUGCUUGAAGAAUGGUGAACUUAUUGUCAUUGAUGGUGAGGCUGUGGCUUUGUUACCAACCUUGAAGUUGAGAACAACACAAGGAGCCGUAACAGAUCUUCAGGGUUCUAACUGUUAGUCAUUAAUACCUUUUUCCAAGGGAAUGUUAGACCUUCAAUUGCUACAGUUGUUGUUUGUGUUUUAAUGGAGACUUGUAGUCAUUGAUCAUGGGUUCUAAAAUGUGAUCCUGAACAAAAAGACAUAAAAAAUUGUUCUUUGUUAUUCUAUUCUUGCUGAUGAAAACACUCAUUCUUGGUUGUUUGGUGGGUAUGCCUUUUGAUCAUAUUUCACGAUGCAUGCUGUUCCAAAUCAAAGAGCACAAAGAGACAGUCUUGUUGA
Messenger RNA from Vigna angularis (adzuki bean), 959 nucleotides. RefSeq lists its product as uncharacterized. The coding region runs from base 172 to 699 and encodes 175 amino acids. Lineage: Eukaryota; Viridiplantae; Streptophyta; Magnoliopsida; Fabales; Fabaceae. The record is from RefSeq and is a predicted model, not a curated record. The transcript is spliced from 4 exons.